AUGGAGAAACAGCAGCUAAUUCUGGAGCCCAUAAUCCUCUUCCUCCCCCGGGGAUGGGAUGCGUGCCAAUCAUGCAGCUGCUGGUGGGCCCCGGGGAUGAGCCCCUGGCAGCUCCCCAGGCGUGCCGCAGGCCGGAGCAACUCCCAGACCAUGGGUGAUGUGCAGAAGGGUGCUCUGCAGCUACCUGGCACCUCGCAGGGCUCCCCCAGCACCCUGCGCCCCCAGGGGCUGCUCUCCGUCAUCCAGAGGCUGAAGGGUUCCCCAGAGCAGGAGCUCCGCAUCGUCCUGCUGGGGCUGGACAAUGCAGGGAAGACCACGCUGCUGAAACGCCUGGCGUCCGAGGAGGUCAGCACCAUCACGCCCACCCAGGGCUUCAACAUAAAGAGCAUCCACUCACACGGCUUCAAGCUAAACGUCUGGGAUAUCGGGGGGCAGCGCUCCAUCCGCCCGUACUGGAGGAAGUAUCUGGGCAGCACAGACCUGCUGAUUUAUGUCAUUGACAGCGCAGACCAGAAGCGUUUCGAGGAGACAGGGCAGGAGCUGGCAGAGCUCACCGAGGAGGAGUCCCUCACGGGGGUCCCACUGCUGGUGUUUGCCAACAAGCAGGACCUAGUGACUGCAGCACCCGCAGCUGAAAUCGCGGAAGGGCUGAGCCUCCACACCUACCGGGACCGGGAAUGGCAGAUCCAAGCCUGCUCAGCCUUGUCUGGGGAAGGAGUGCAGGAUGGGAUGAACUGGAUUUCCAGCCAGAUCAUGAACAGGAAGAAGUGA
This is a messenger RNA of Gymnogyps californianus (California condor), 771 nucleotides long. Its product is annotated as ADP-ribosylation factor-like protein 3. Gene Ontology annotation, molecular function: GTPase activity; GTP binding. The transcript is spliced from 6 exons. Bases 1 to 771 code for a protein of 256 amino acids. Gene Ontology annotation, cellular component: microtubule cytoskeleton; cytoplasm. NCBI's taxonomy places the organism in Eukaryota, Metazoa, Chordata, Aves, Accipitriformes, Cathartidae. Gene Ontology annotation, biological process: cilium assembly. The record is from RefSeq and is a predicted model, not a curated record.